AUUGAUUACAAUUUCACAUGACAUUAGUGAAGAAAAAAAUAACAGGAAGAGUAAAGAUGAGAUUAUACUGGUUGAAAUGUAGAACAAAAAAAUUUGAAAUUUGCGGUCUAUAAAAGGAGAAAAAGGGCUGUCUAAUUUAAGGGUUCAAGUUUUGUUUGUAAGUGUGAUUCAAGUAAUUGCGCACACUCUCACUCUCACUCUCACUCUCCCUCUUCUCCCUUUUCCCCCCACCACACCCACAAUACCCACAUUAUAUUUUUCCUAUUUCAGCUCCCUCUUUUUCGGAAACUUGUCUCUUCCUCCUAUUUCAGCUUAUUCACCAUUUUUCUUUCUCUCCCUCCUUUUUCUAUUUCUCCCGUUUUCCACAUUUCCUCCUUCCAAUUCAAAUCUCUUCUUCUCCAAUUUUCUCUCUCCUCUGUAAAUUCAUGGAUUCUUCAUUGAUGAAGUUAUGCCGACAACUUCAGAGUUUAGCGAAGCUUUUCCGGUUUGUUGAGGUCUGCAUUGUUCUCGUUUUUCUCUCUUGGUUGUCAGCUCAUCUUCCUUUCGCCGUUAGAAUUUCCGGCGAGUAUUUUCGGAAACUUGUCUCUUUGAUUUUAUGUCCUACCUCAAUUUUUCUACUCGGAAACGCUAUUGUGGUUACUCUUUUGGCGAAAUCCGGCUUGUUUUCCGGCGAUUGCUCGUCGUCAAUUGACAAUGCCGUCGCCGAACUUUACGACGAGUUCCGAUCCGAAGAUGAUGAUGAUAUUCCUGUUUUGGGUAAGGAAGAGAUAGUUUACCAGGAUAAAGAGAUUAUUUGCGAGGAAAAUGUAAAAAAACCGCUGGUUUCUAAGUUAGUUCUGGAGGAAAUUAAACCGAAAGCGGUUUUUUCCGAUGAGAUAAAACCGAAAGCGUAUUUUUCCGAUGAGAAGAAACCGGAAACGGUUUUUUCCGAUGAGAAGGAAGUGAGUUAUCGGCGGAGUCAAUCGGAGAAUAUGAUGAAGAGAGAGUGUGUAGAGAAUAAGCAGGAGAAGCUCCGACGAUCAGAGACGGAUAUUUACUGGAGAAGUUUCACCGGCGAUGAAUCGACGGCGGCGGCGACGGCGGAGGAAUUGAUGGAAGAUGGGAUGAGUAGCGACGAAUUCCGGCGAACGAUAGAGGCGUUCAUAGCGAAGCAGGUGAGUUUUCAUCGUGAAGAGCGGCUUUCUGUCGUUCUCCAUGGCCAAGCCUAGAAGAGAGUAAAAAAAAAAAGCAGAGAAUUGUUUUCCCCAAAAAUACAAAAAACGAAAAAAAAAAAAAAAAUAAUUGAGAUAAUUUCUUAAUUAUUUUUGUUUAUUUCCAGUAUUUAGGGGGAAGUUUUUCAGCUAAUUUCUGCUGCAAAACGUUUGUCAUUAUAUGAUGUCAGUGAUAUGGUAGUAGUAGUACUAACGUACUAUUUGGACUAUGUAUAGUGAAGUGCUGCAACUUUGAUCCAAGAGUGUUCAAUUUCUGAGCUCUUCUGUAACUUUUUUUUUUUUUUUUUUUUUAAUUUUUAUUAGUCCUAGAACUUGAUUACUACGAGUACGGAUUAGGAGUAUGUAUGAGUUUAAUACAGUGGACAAUAUAUUCAUUGUCCGAGGGAGAUUAAUUUCGAAUAUAAUACUAAUUGGAAUUGUUAUUGGGAUACUUGUGAUUUUGUUUCGGCCUCGUGUGGAUUGGAUUAUUUCGAGCUUGUUGAAAGUAUGUAUCUAACCAUCUAAUUGUAUUAGUUAAUUACUUCGAUUAAUAGUAUCAGUUUGUUGAAUGUUAGAAGUUUGCUGUAUAGGGCAAAGUAAACAAUUAAGAUAAAGCUUCAAAU
This is a messenger RNA of Chenopodium quinoa (quinoa), 1813 nucleotides long. RefSeq lists its product as uncharacterized. The record is from RefSeq and is a predicted model, not a curated record. The transcript has a single exon. Bases 426 to 1208 code for a protein of 260 amino acids. NCBI's taxonomy places the organism in Eukaryota, Viridiplantae, Streptophyta, Magnoliopsida, Caryophyllales, Amaranthaceae.